This is a messenger RNA of Pungitius pungitius (ninespine stickleback), 2221 nucleotides long. RefSeq names its product aspartyl aminopeptidase (gene dnpep). The transcript is spliced from 18 exons. Gene Ontology annotation, biological process: proteolysis. Lineage: Eukaryota; Metazoa; Chordata; Actinopteri; Perciformes; Gasterosteidae. Bases 199 to 2010 code for a protein of 603 amino acids. Gene Ontology annotation, molecular function: zinc ion binding; aminopeptidase activity. The record is from RefSeq and is a predicted model, not a curated record.
GACAUGUAUAGAAAGGCCAGGUGGCUCAAGGCGGAGUCAGCUGUGUCGUCACUUGGCGGCCAUCUUAGGUCAGGAGACCGCGCUGCUGCUCCCUGCUGCUGUGGACGGAAGGUGAGUGACAUACGCCAACUAAAAUGCUCGUAACUUGCUGAAUUCUUGACGGAUUUACAAACGAACUUCUGAUUACGCUUGUGGAAAAUGCCUGAUUUUUGUGCCGCCUACGGCUGCACCAACGCACGGAGCCGCCAAACCAGAACGCGUGGGAUCACCUUUCACAAGUUUCCCAAAUGUAGCGAGCGCCGGAGACAGUGGGAGCGUGCCCUGAGAAGGGAGGGUUUCGUGGCUAAUGACAGAACACUGCUCUGCAGUGAACACUUCAGAAAUGAAGAUUUCGACAGGACAGGGCAGACUAUCAGAUUCAAAGCUGGAGCUUUUCCAUCUGUCUUCAACUUCCCUGCUCAUCUUCAGAGGCCACAGCCAUCCACUAGAGAGAGGCAAAGGAGUCGGAAGAGGAAGGCCCCUGACCACCAAUACGCAAUGCCUCCCUCUCCAAAGGCUCUUAAGGCCAAACUUGAUGCAGCCAUGGCCACAUCUUUGAUGAUGAAGAGCUCCAAAGAGGCCGUGCAGUCAGCAGCCAAAGAGUUUCUGCAGUUUGUCAACAGAGGGGUGUCUCCAUAUCACGUGGUUGAAGAAUGCCGGCGGCGUCUGCUGCAGGCGGGCUUCAUCGAGCUGAAGGAGGCGGAGCAAUGGGACAUCAAUCCCUCCAGCAAGUACUUUGUGACCAGGAACUUCUCCAGCCUCAUCGCCUUCGCCGUGGGCGGACGCUUCCUGCCGGGGAACGGCUUCUCCAUGAUCGGCGCUCACACGGACAGCCCCUGCCUCAAGGUGAAGCCGAGGUCCAAGAGGACCAAGCAGGGCUGUCUGCAGGUGGGGGUGGAGUGCUACGGCGGAGGCAUCUGGAGCACCUGGUUCGACCGCGACCUCACCCUCGCCGGCCGCGUGAUGGUCAAGAGUGACGGACGGCUGGUUCACCGGCUCUUCCACGUGUCCCGCCCCCUGCUGAGGAUCCCUCACCUGGCCAUCCACCUGCAGAGGGACGUCAACGACUCCUUCGGGCCCAACAAGGAGAACCACCUCGUGCCAAUCAUCGCCACCGUAGUGCAGGAGGAGCUGGAGACGGGCUGCGCGUCCUCCGGAGACGCCAGCUGUGCCGCAAACACGGCGGAGAAACACCACCCGGCGCUGGUGAAGGUGCUGUGCUCGGAGCUGGGGGUGGAGCCCGAGGCCCUGCUGGACUUUGAGCUCUGUCUGGCCGACACUCAGCCUGCGGCGCUGGGAGGAGUGUACGAGGAGUUCAUUUACUCCCCUCGGCUGGACAACCUCCACAGCUGCUACUGCGCCCUGCAGGCGCUGAUUGAGUCGUGCUCCGGAGACUCUCUGUCCCACGACCCCAACGUCCGCAUGGUCACUCUGUACGACAACGAAGAGGUGGGGUCAGAGAGCGCUCAGGGCGCCCGGUCCAACCUGACGGAGCUCAUCCUCAGCCGCCUCUCGGCCUCGGCCUCCAACCUCAGCGCCUUCCAGCAGGCGGCGCCGCUCUCCUUCAUGAUCAGUGCCGACAUGGCGCACGCCGUGCACCCCAACUACCAGGAGAAGCACGAGGAGAACCAUCGUCCUGCUUUCCACAAGGGCCCAGUGAUCAAGUUCAACAGCAACCAGCGCUACGCUACGACGGCUGUCACCGCCUCCGUGGUCAGGGAGGUGGCCGGGAGGGUGGGGGUGCCGCUGCAGGAUGUGAUGGUCCGUAACGACAGCCCCUGUGGAAGCACCAUCGGACCCAUCCUGGCCGCCCGCCUCGGGGUCCCCGUGGUCGACAUCGGAGCUCCGCAGCUCUCAAUGCACUCCAUCCGAGAGAUGUGCUGCACCUCCAGCGUCCUGCAGAGCACCACCCUCUUCAAGGGCUACUUUGAGCUGUUCCCCGCCGUGCGAAGCUCGCUGGUGGUCGACUAGAGACGCGAAGGAGACUCCUGAUGGACGCAAAGUCCUCUCACCAUGUGGUGGCAUGUGAAGAGCAUCGACACCAUGAACCGUGUCAAUCUUUCACGUUGAAAAGGACUUUGUUAGAAACACCCAUAGACGAGGUUGCACUCGUAACUGCCUCCAGACGUGGAGAGUGGUGGUCACGUUUCAGGACUCUUUCAUAUGAACCAAAAUAAAGACU